Molecule: messenger RNA, 1695 nt
Organism: Ruditapes philippinarum (Manila clam)
Lineage: Eukaryota; Metazoa; Mollusca; Bivalvia; Venerida; Veneridae
Product: phospholipid scramblase 1-like
Exons: 10
Coding region: 390-1157 (255 amino acids)
Biological process (GO): plasma membrane phospholipid scrambling
Cellular component (GO): plasma membrane
Molecular function (GO): phospholipid scramblase activity
Source: RefSeq, a predicted model, not a curated record
CAUUUAACACUAAACGAGGCGUAAUCUGCCAAAAAUAACACACGAAAACGGUCGUAAUCUGCCGAACAUUAGACACCAAAAAUGACGAAAUAUUUAGAUCAUUUAACACUUUAAGAGGCGUUAUUUGACGAACAUUUUACACUAAUAGAGAUAUAAGACCUUCAAUAGACACUUAAAGUCGUUAUCUGCCGGACAUUAACGAAGUAAUUAUGAUUGUUUAAUGGCGGGAAAUCAAUGAUAAUAAUACAAUGCAAGAUAAAAUUAUCUCGUCCAGUUAGUCACACAUUGACGCUACUUUAUACAAUCACGUGGUAGGGGAAAAUCUAGCUCAGUGGUCAAAAUAAGUUGACAUCUUAUUGUUGCUAGGCUCAAUUAAAAACAAAUCAAGAAUGACAUCAACAAUAUUAAAUCAACCUCAGAAAAUGCAGAUGGGCUUCUCCCAGCCAGUGAGUGGACUCCCUCCUAGUUUACAAUAUUUGGCCGGACUUGACCAAAUUAUAAUAAAACAGAGACUAGAGGCUUUAGAAGUCCUGACCGGAUUUGAAACAAGAAAUAGAUACGAGGUGUUAAAUAAUCAGGGCCAGCAAAUCUUCUUUGUUCAGGAAGAGUCGAGUUUGUGUGAACGUUGUUUCUUUCCUUUCAACCGAGGUAUGACCCUCCACGUUACUGACAAUAACUCUCAGGAGGUGAUACAAUAUCGACGAGAGUUUAAGUGUUGCACGGGUUGUUGUUGGUGUGCCGACGGUUGUUGCAGCAUGCAGUUCACGGUUGAAUCCCCAAUUGGCAGACCCCUAGGCUACGUCAAAACAGGAGAUUCUAAAUGUAAGGCACAUAUGAAGGUAUAUGACUCUAACAACCAGCAUAUGUUCACACUGUGGGGGCCAUGUUGUCCAUUUCAAUGUGUUUGUGGAUGUACAGAUGAUAUCGAGUUUCCUAUAACUGAUCCAUCGUUACAAACACGUGUGGGAAAUAUCGCCAAACAAUGGAGGGGUUGUUGUGUAGAAACGUUCACCAAGGCGGACCAGUUCUGUUUAAGUUUUCCAGCUGAUAUGACAGUAGAGUGUAAGGUUUUAUUAUUGGGGGCUGUUUUCUUGACCGAAUUUUACAUAUUUGAACAACAGAAGAAAAACAACAAUAAUGGUGGUGGAAUUUACUGAGGCAAACAGAAAUUGAUAAUAUUGUUCCUUUAUAGACGAAUUAUCUGAUGUUAAUUGUGAUAUGAUUUCAGACAAUAUAGUUUUCAUGUAUAGUUGGACAGUGCAAUGCUAAUAUCUUACUAUUGAAAUGUUUUAAGUCGCGUAAUUAAACCAAAAUAUACCAGUGCCAAAAAGUGAAUCAUACAUAGUCGAGUUUUAUUUGUUUAUUCUAAAUUGACUGUUUAAUGUCACGUACGUGUGUCCGGAUAUACAUUAUCAUUAUUUAUGGUAUAUAUCAUAUAUUACAAUAUCUCAACGUGCACUUAUGUACAUAGAAACUUACAUGUGAUAUACUGGUCCUUAAGUUAUUUUACCAUUGAUUCAGAUAUGUCUUUGAAGUCCUAUGAUAUUCAUAUUUGACCAUAAUUGUUUUAAAUGGUCAAUGAUAGUUAUUUUUCGUGUUGAAAAUGAUAUAUUUAUUUUUCGUAUUGAAAAUGAAAUAUUUGUUUGAAAUAGCUUUUAAAUACCGUUGUUUUCUUGUGCAGUUUGUUGUUUUGUU